This is a messenger RNA of Staurois parvus, 355 nucleotides long. The record is from the annotation of a GenBank genome assembly. NCBI's taxonomy places the organism in Eukaryota, Metazoa, Chordata, Amphibia, Anura, Ranidae.
GGACAAAGAGCAGGCAAAUGUACUAAAUGCCUUCUUCAAUUCUGUCCAUACAAAAGAAAAUGGGGAAGACUGCAGACAUACUACAAGAGAUGAUCAGAGACUGCAGACAUAUCACAGGAGAUGGUCAGAGAAUGCGGACAUACUACAAGAGAUGGUCAGAGACUGUGGACCUACUACAGGAAAUGAUCAGAAACUGCAGACAUACUACAAGAGAUGAUCAGAGUCUACAGACAUACUACAGGAGAUGGUCAGAGAUUGCAGAUCUACUACAGGAGAUGAUCAGAGACUGCAGUUCUACUACAGGAGAUGAUCAGAGACUGCAGCUCUACUACAGGAGAUGAUCAGAGACUGCAGA